AUGGCGCGUAAUCACCACGGCCUCCUCUCUGAGAAACAUUACGACGACGAUGCUGCCCUGGUGGCUUCCGAUCUUGGUGCGGGAUCGGAUAGUGAUGGAGACAGUGUAGGAACAAACCGAGUCAAGGACCAUGACAGGGACAUUCUCGACGAGACCGAAGAGCACGAGAAAUUGCUCCAUAAACCAAGCCGAUUCCAGACUGCGAAAGGAGUCUUUGGGUUUCGAGAAGACCAGCAAGAUGGAGCCAGCAGCAGCAGACGCCGAAAGACUAGAAGUAAAAAGUUUAGAAGAGGAGGCAAAGAGUCAGACAUGACGUUUGAGAUGGAAGGCGGUUUCAAAGACACAAGCUCGCAAUCUUCGUCUGACUCCUUCGAGACAGAAGGCACCAAGUGGGAUUGGAGCUCUGGGAAAAGAUCGCACCGUGGACGCCUUGCUCUAAUAUACGCCGCCAUCAUUGCUUUGUUUGCCGCUCUGGUCUUCGGCGCAUACAAGGCUUCUCGAAAAUCAGCCCUGACCCCAACCAUUCACCGGCUCACUCGAUUCUCCAAUGGCACACAUGUAUUCCGACCGACCACCAUCCUGAUCUCCCUGGAUGGAUUUCGUGCCGAUUUUCUCAACAGGAACAUCACUCCUGCUCUGAAUGCUUUCAUUGCAAGUGGUGUAUCUCCGAAGUACAUGCUCCCAUCUUUUCCUUCCCUCACUUUCCCCAACCAUUUCACUCUGGUUACUGGUCUCUAUCCGGAAAGCCAUGGUAUUGUCAGUAAUCAGUUUUGGGACCCCGAGUUCCAAGAGGAGUUCUACUACACGAAUGUCGGUGUGUCAAUGCAACCCAAAUGGUGGACUGCGGAGCCCCUUUGGGUGACAGCAGAGCAUCAAGGAGUUCGAUCGGCCAUUCACAUGUGGCCAGGCUCUGAGGCACACAUCCCUGACGUGGAGCCGACAUAUCUGGAUACAUAUAAUGGAUCAGAAGCGUUGUCACGCAAGGUGGACCGACUGCUGCAUUGGCUUGAUCUGCCUGGUGAUGACGACGAUGCGUCUUCCCAGAGCGAGAAACGACCACAAUUCAUUGCCGCUUAUGUUCCAAAUGUCGACGCGGACGGACAUAAAUUUGGACCAAACAGCACCGAGAUCCGAGCCACAAUUGCUGAUGUUGACAGCAUGUUGACGAUGCUGGUGGAGGGACUAUUUGCGAGGAAUCUCACCGAGAUUGUCAAUCUUGUCAUUGUGUCUGAUCAUGGAAUGGCGACUACGUCGACUAGGCGACUGAUCCAACUCGAAGAUCUGAUGGACAUCUCUCUGAUCGAUCACAUUGAUGGCUGGCCCCUUCGAGGUCUUCGAUUGCAGAACCCCGAUCGCGACAUUCCCAUUCUCUAUGAACAUUUAUCUCAGGAGGCGGCCAAGGCCGACACUUUUGACGUUUACACACUGGAGACAAUGCCGGACCGAUAUCACUUUUCCAACAAUGAUCGAAUUGCUCCGCUAUGGAUCGUUCCCAGAACAGGUUGGGCGGUUGUUGAAAGGACCGAUUUCGACGUCGCCGAAGCCCUGACGACCGGCAGAGAAUACGAGCCGAAAGGUUUGCAUGGUUACGAUCAUGAGCAUCCCUUGAUGCGUGCCAUAUUUGUCGCUCGCGGCCCGGCCUUUCCGCAUAAGCAGAAUAGCAGAGUUUCGGUGUUCCAAAAUGUUGAGGUAUACAACAUCAUCUGCGAUUCCUUGGGCAUCGCACCUCAUCCGAACAAUGGAACAUUACGACUUCCGUUCAAGACAGAAGGGCUGCACUCUGAUGCUGGCGCGCCGGAGCUUGAUACUCCUCCAGACCCCGUCGAUGAGAAGCACGACGAUGAGCCUCAAGAUGCGAGUUUGGGUAACCCUGAUGAGGUAGCAAAUCCCGAGCCAGGUGAUGUAUCGUCUGGCGAGGGUGACAACGCCUCAGACAAGCCGAAGAGUAACUGGUGGAAAUUCUUACACGACCAACUCGAAAAAGCGAAAGAAUGGGCCAAGGAGUUUGUUGAAUCCAUCAAAGGCAACAAGAAGGGAGAAGGCGAUCCUCCUGUCUAA
Molecule: messenger RNA, 2058 nt
Organism: Rhinocladiella mackenziei CBS 650.93
Lineage: Eukaryota; Fungi; Ascomycota; Eurotiomycetes; Chaetothyriales; Herpotrichiellaceae
Exons: 1
Coding region: 1-2058 (685 amino acids)
Biological process (GO): nucleoside triphosphate metabolic process
Molecular function (GO): nucleoside triphosphate diphosphatase activity; ribonucleoside triphosphate phosphatase activity
Source: RefSeq, a predicted model, not a curated record